Messenger RNA from Penicillium argentinense, 555 nucleotides. RefSeq lists its product as uncharacterized. The record is from RefSeq and is a predicted model, not a curated record. NCBI's taxonomy places the organism in Eukaryota, Fungi, Ascomycota, Eurotiomycetes, Eurotiales, Aspergillaceae. The transcript has a single exon. Bases 1 to 555 code for a protein of 184 amino acids.
AUGUUUUCAGGCGGACUGGGGUUCUCCAGUAUCCCACUUUCCGGCUGGCGGAGCAAACACAGACCACGGGAGCUGGACGCCUUCGACGAGCUAAACCCAAAACCUGCAAAGUCGAAAUCAUCGCCGAAGCCUCAAAAUCGAGCGCAAAGCCUCCUCCGUCGCUCCAAGUCCGUCUACGCUGGCGUCAUCAGCCACAGACCCACCCCAAGCCCCCAGACAGCCGACGGCCAUGUACACACCCGGCGGAUUAGCGGAGGCCAACAAUCACGGUGGGCUGGAACCAGCCAGUCGGAUAGCAAAUCGAUCAUCUCCGACGACCGACACGAGAGCCGAACGCACCGAGCCGAGCGUGGGCGCCUUCGAGCCUGUGUGACGGACGACGAGGAAAAAGCAAUGAUGGUGAUGGAAUGCCCCGAGGAGCAUCUGGACCGAACGUUGGCGAAAGGGCCGGACAUUUACGAAAUGGACCGGGCGGCUUGGAAAGGCCCGAGGGAUUGCAUGCGCCGGGUGGCUAGCUGCAGUUUGCGCUGGCGAGGAACCCACCGGCGGAGUUGA